AUGCCACUAUGGAUGUUACUUUUGAUUAUGCUUUUGGAUAUCAACGGGAAUAUUCCUUACGAUUCCCUCUUUGUGGCCGAUGGCAAUCCAACCUAUCAAAUCUACGACGUUGUUCUGGUAGCAAAACAAGAUGAUGAUAAUGGAGGAACCAUAAAGGAGGACAUGGAAAGGGAAUGGAAUGUUGCCAAAUCCUACAACGGUCAAGUGAUUCAAAUGACCAAUCGAUUUGGCGAACAAGUUUACCAAAACACAACGGGGUACUCUUUGACCAUUGAAGACAUAUUUGGUCUCAUCAAGACUGGGAUGGACGAAAACUACAGUACUCUCGAUGUGGAGUAUGACGACGACUUUCGUGGAGACUAUGGAUUUCCAAAGAGAGUAGUCCUGGUUGAAAGCGCCGUUAGGGCAGAAGAGGCAUACACCUUGACGUUUGACUACUUGGCACCCAUUUCGAAAUGGCAAAAUGAAUUGGGAGCUGCCAAAGCAUUGUGGUCAAAACAGAACCUUUCAACUUACAAUUACAGGUUUUUUCGACAGUGUGAAUGCAUAGAGGAGGCUAACACUGAGGCGCUGGUAAAAGUUGUGGACGGAAAUGUAGCUGCCAUUGACCUAGGCAGCCCUACUUUUGGUGAAGCUUUCACCAUGGAUGGCCUCUUCACCAUCAUCGAAGACGCUAUCAACGCAAAAGCCUUUCGGGUUGACGUCACCUACAACCGAGAAUACGGUUAUCCCAUCUCUGUAUACAUUGAUUAUGAAGAAAUGGUCGUAGGUGCAGAUUUCAUUAUCAGUGCCUGGGCAUUGACACCGCUCACGAAAUGGCAAACUGAAUUGGAAGCUGGUAAACUCUUGUGGUCAGAACAGAACCUCAAGACUUAUGAUCACACGUGUCAGCGAUCCUGUAGAUGCCCUGAUGGGAUGCAUCAACAAUUAUGUGAAUGCUCUGAUGAGUCUCAGCUUGCCAAGUUGGUACAAGUUGUGGAUGGAAAGGUAUUCGCCGUUGAUGGUAGUCCGGUCCAGGCUACACAACGAUCCUCCUCCGCUUCUUUGGAUGAGGUUCCCACCUUGGGUGGGCUCUUCACCAUCAUCCAAGAAGCUAUCAAUGGCAAUGCCUUUCGGGUUGACGUAGACUACGACCCAGAAUACGCUUAUCCCGUCUUGAUUGAUUUCACAAGAGAUCCCGCAGAUGAAGAAUGCAUCAUAUCAGCCAUUUUGGAGGAAGUAAAGGAUGGUGGUGCCCGCGAAGAUUCAGGUCCCGCAUCUUCUGCACUGAAAACUACAACCACCCUGAUGGGUCAUCUUGGAAUUGCCUCGCUUCUUCUUUGUAUGAUAUGGUAG
Molecule: messenger RNA, 1335 nt
Organism: Cylindrotheca closterium
Lineage: Eukaryota; Bacillariophyta; Bacillariophyceae; Bacillariales; Bacillariaceae
Source: the annotation of a GenBank genome assembly